This is a messenger RNA of Vespula pensylvanica (western yellowjacket), 3995 nucleotides long. RefSeq lists its product as uncharacterized. The record is from RefSeq and is a predicted model, not a curated record. Gene Ontology annotation, molecular function: channel regulator activity; voltage-gated calcium channel activity. Gene Ontology annotation, cellular component: postsynaptic density membrane; AMPA glutamate receptor complex. The transcript has 7 exons. Gene Ontology annotation, biological process: transmission of nerve impulse; postsynaptic neurotransmitter receptor diffusion trapping; regulation of AMPA receptor activity. Lineage: Eukaryota; Metazoa; Arthropoda; Insecta; Hymenoptera; Vespidae. Bases 580 to 2217 code for a protein of 545 amino acids.
AGUACGCCUCCGGCCGUCGUACCGUUCGAACGUUCUUCUUUGAACGUUCCUCAAACGGCUUCUUUCUCUCGGUUCGGAAUAUACUCGAUAGAUCUCGAAGACUUCUAUCUGUUUAUUCGUCUGUCGCGUGAAUAUAUUCGUACGUGUUUCUAUCCUUUCACGGAUUUUUUUUUAUAUAACAAUUCUGUUCAUUGUUACUUGUUGUAUAAAUAAUACGUGUGAAUAUCGUGGAAAAUCUUUUGGUUUGUAGUUAAGAUAAAUGGUGAACUUGUAGUUAAGAUAAGAAUAUAAUUUCAAUAAUGAAGUGAUAAGAUGAAACUCAUGGGAAUCUUUAAGAAAACUAACGAGAUAUUACAAAGUUGUUAAUAAUAAACGCGAGUGUAUAAACGUGAGUGAAAGGAGAGGACAAAUAGAGACGAGAACAUUUACAGGAAAAAGAAGAAUGAAUCGACGAGAAGUACAAAGCCAUCGAGAGACGUCUAUAGAAAACGACAACGUCGCGUCAACUAGGUGAUCCUUUUUAACGAAGGAUGCAUUCUCCGGAUAAAGAAUAGAGUCUGAAUCAUUACCGAAGGCAGGAUGUGUUGCUCGGAUGGUCCUGGUGGUACAAGACUGACGAGGUGCGGCGUGGUAUGUGGCCUCGCGGCAUUGGCAGCUCUAAGUACUGCCUUGUUGGGUCCAGCUUGGCUUCACACGGAAGAGAAGAUCCCGCUGUCGUAUAUAUCAAAUAACUCACCGAUUCUAGUCAGCGUACGCUUCAAGCUCGGCCUCUUCAGGGUCUGCCCGAAAAUCGUAAAGCCUUCCAACCUCACCAUUCAUAUCCCUACGAAAGCGUGUACCUACGUAAGGUAUAGCAGUUUGGAAGACGUGAAACCGCAAGAACUCGGAUUUUAUCAGUUAGAAUUCACUCCGACCGUCGUUUCGAAGAUAAGGAUCUCGGCACCGUUUCAAGUGAUCGCCGUUGUCUUGAUUCUCGCUGGUACUAUCUUCGCACUGAUCGGCCAUUGUUACUCGGAUCAUAGAACAUUGAUAGCCUGUGGUCUUUUUCUGCUGGGUGGACUAUUGUUAGGUGGUGGACUGAUAGUACUAGCAUCAGCUUUAUCUGACGCAUCUUUGGAAUUACCUCGAAAGUAUAGUCUACCUUCCACGGCAAAUAUGCAAACAGACGAUAACGGUCUACCUCAGUAUCACUACGGUUGGUGUCUACAACUCUCAGGAUUAGCACUCAUCCUGGCCAAAGUAGCUGCACUUUUAACCAUGUCUGGAUAUAUGGCACGAUUUCCAACUGUCGAAGAUAUGGUGAGAGUUAUGGUACCAGGAGCAGAAAGAAAACUGAGAGAGCAAAGAGGUGUAAGUUCAGAGUACCUCAUCAGAGCACAUCAAAAGUCGCCAGGUCCACCUCAGACUCGUGGAUUUAACCAACCUACUAAAAGUGUACUCGCUCCCCAGAGAGUAGCAGAAGAAGGAACUUCUCUACUGUGUAAGUCAGCCCCUGACAUUUGUGCCUCCAACCCGCAAGCAAUCAGCUAUGUGGAUAAAGCAGAUCUCUCCCACGUUCUUCCAGCUUAUCCAGAUCCAAAGAAUACCGACCCUCGAUACACUUACGUCGAUAAGCCAGAUGCCAAUGUUGUCGACUCACAGUUAAGCGGCUUCGCCGAUAAAGAAGGUUUGAUUGACUCAAGGAUUUUAUCAGAUUCGAGACAAAACAUGAUUGCAUUUACUGAGAACAAAGAACAAAUUCUUGGUCAAGAACCGCGAUAUACGGAAUUCGCAGCUAGAGCUACAGAACCAAACAUCGUUGACUCCAGACUUAGUGGUUUUGCCGAGAAAGAAGGUCUUCUUGAUCCCAGGCUCGCGGGAUAUCCCGAGAGAAAUGAAUCUUUACUGGAUACACCUCUUGGCUAUGAUACACGCUACAAUAGCUUAGCCGGACAAACUGUACCUAUCACAUUGAAACAUCAAAAUACGUCAGUAUCAGCGAUCCAAUCACAGUACAUUUAUCAAAACUUUGGUACGAUACAUUCUGGUAUUUUAAGGGUAUCCGAGCCUGGUACCAGCUCGAGUUCUAAUUCGAGUCAAAGAAGUAUGACCUUGCAGAAUCCUAAACGAAAAUCUCAAAUCGCGCAAAAUACUUUCAGUACGAUGGAAUGUGAGAAGAAAAAACGCGGUCCUGGCUUAGUAGGAAAAGCUGGAUUUUAUGCAGGCAGUGCCGUAUGACCACCACCACCUCCUCCGACCCCGAGGUAACUCCACGAGGAGGAAACGCCGCUUUAAUUCAAAUAAAGAGAAUUGUUAGUGGCGUUUUUACUAUAUGGGUUGGAGGAAGUGUGUUUUUAAGGGGACAAUGAAUGCAACAUUAGCAUGAGUCGAUAGUGCAGAUCCCUAACCGUUUCCAAUUCAGAUCAUUGCCUUAUCACGCGUGAUAAGUUACCCACAGUUGGAUUUACAAGUUCCUGUGAUAAUAUCCCUGUCCAAUGAUACAAGAAAUGAUCAAAAUCUUAUUACUAAUGUUGUGAUAAAAGCUAUGUUGCGACCAUGAAAAAAUGUCGUGCGAAUCGAUGCCAUAACUUGAAUAUACCAAAUUGAUGAAUGGUCACUCAACCGCAUAUUGGAUCAAUAAUAUGUAUAUAGAAUAUUUAUCCUAAAAGUUAGAUAUAUAAGAUAUCAAUGUGAGGAGAGAGCAAAAUGUAUCUUCGAUAAAUUUAUAUUAAGCGAAAUGGAUCACCGAAGUAUUUGACAUUCAUGAAAUCAAUAUUAAUCUAACUUCUACUUGUAAUGAAAAAGGAUGAUCAAGAAGUUACAAGAAGAUACGAAGGAAGAAACGCAAUAGUAGUUUGCUUAACAUAGAUGUAGCAUAAAUGUAAAUGAUACACCAUACGAGAUGGUGAAAUACCAUGUUCUACUCACUGGCAAAGUUUCACGUGCUAUUUACAAUAAAGCUUCUCUCUCACGUUGAAAUAAAUAGUUCGUGAUUCUUUGCGAUAUCAAAACUAUUAAGUCGACAGACUACUCGCAAUCGAAGAAAAACAAAUUGCCCAAUGUUAUAAUCGUUGCAAUCAUUGCUUAAUACGUUCUACGUUAUCAUUCUCAUGAUUUAUUAUUUAUACUUCAGAAUUUAACGAACAUCUAUGGUGUAUUAAAAAACAUGUCAAUCGCUAUUAAUGCAAAUACGUAAUCAUUAAAUUUGACCAUAAUCAAAUCAUAAUUUUCAUUCAUGUUUCGAGAGCAUAAUCAACGGAACAAAGUUAUAAAUAAUCGUAAUUGAGAAAGUAAACUUAAGUAAUCGAUACGCUGUAAUAUAUUUGAUGGUCGAUAAGAUUUCGUUAAGUUACGUGGUAUGGACACGUAUAAUCGUAUUUAUUAAGAAGAGCAUUACGAGUGAUAAAUAAGACUCUCUAUGUUCGACGUGAAAGAAAUUGCCACUGACACGUUUCCAUUAUUAUUAGAAUAUGUGUGUACGUAGAUAUAGCAUUUUUUAACUAAUAAUUAUAGUAACUGAAAUAAAAUGAAAACUAUUAAUUCUGUGAAACGAUAAAAUAUUCAACCUUAACAAAGCAAAAUUAUAUGAUUCGUGAAAUGACGUACACACAGUAUAUCAAUAUCUACAAUUAAAGAGCACGUUACUCGUAUAAUAUUUAUACUUAUUACGUAUCCGAUCCGUGGCAAAAUCUUUUAUCGUAUUUACCGAUUUCUAACAUAUCAGGGCAAAGGAAAAUGUUUGUGUUACCUAUAUAGUAAUAAGCUGACUGCCAUUUACUUUCAUUAACUUUUUAUUUAUUUCCUAUUUUCUCGUUUACUUUGAACACUUCUCACCGAGAGAAGAAAUCAAGGACGCUGAAAGUAUUUGAACGAUUUCGAAAAACGAGAACUGACAUUAAACAGCGAUUUUUCUUUUUUAAACUGAGCCAUACGUUGUUGUAUAUGUCACUUUGCACUGCAUAUAUUAUUAUAUUAUGAUCGUAGCUGAAUGUAAUAAAAUGUUUCUUUUGUAAAAA